Messenger RNA from Doryrhamphus excisus (bluestripe pipefish), 3180 nucleotides. NCBI's taxonomy places the organism in Eukaryota, Metazoa, Chordata, Actinopteri, Syngnathiformes, Syngnathidae. The record is from RefSeq and is a predicted model, not a curated record.
UUUCCAGUGUAAUACGUCAAAUAACGUAUUUAUGACACAUAUAUUUUUGUUUUUGGAAAGCUUUAAAAACGGUCAAUUAUACAAUUGAAUGGUCAACUAUACAAUUUAUAGCUAAAUCAUGUCAACAUGUACUACGGAAGUAACACGUGUUUUCUCCUUAUGCGAACUGUAACGUCUUUGGUAAUACAUCCAAUUCAGUAUUGAUUCGAACGUUUUGUUUUAUUUACAAUGCAAAUGACGUCGGGAUGCUACAAUCAAAAGUAAUAUUGUCGUUAAAAUGCAGACUAAAAGCAGCAUCAAAGCGUGUUAUACAUGUAUGUAAUGUAUGUGAUUAUACACUCGUGUUGUCAAGACGUGACGCCAACGACCAAACAACGGCAACGCAUCACGAAGAUGAAAGCCUGAACGCAUCACACAACUAAAACACACCUGAACAAGACAGGCAUGCUUGUGUUUGAAUGUACACCAUACUUACACCUCACAAUGUCUUUCAGAGAUUUGCAAAAUUUCACGGAGAUGAUGAGAGCUUUGGGAUUUCCUCGCUUGAUAUCGGUGGAAAACUUCAGAACGCCAAACUUUACACUGGUGGCAGAGAUCCUGAUAUGGCUAACUCAAUGCUACGAUCCUCAGAUGGAAAUUCCAACCGACAUGAACACGGAGUCGGAUAGAAUAUUCCUCAUCAAGACCGUAGCCCAGUUCAUGGCGACGAAAGCUCACAUCAGGAUGAACACCAAGCGUCUUUACCAGGCCGAUGGCUAUGCCGUCAAAGAGAUGCUAAAGAUUACGUCGGUGCUCUACAACGCCAUGAAGACCAAGCAGAUGGCGCUGGGGGACAGAGUGGACGAGGAUAACAACACGUUCAAGUUUGACCUGGGCUCUCGAAUUUCCGACCUGAAAGCAGCACGGCAGCUGGCAUCAGAGGCCACUUCCAAGGGAGCGUCGCUGUAUGAUUUACUAGGAAAGGAAGUGGACCUGAGGAAAUUAAGAACUGCCGCCAUUGCAAGACCUCUUGAGAUCACCGAGACUGAAAAGGCCCUCAGACAUGCCAUCAAGGAAGUUUUGGAAAGCGUGGAGAAGACCAAAGCCAUGCUGAGGAAUGUUGUCUCGGAUGUUAGCAGCCUGGAUGCCAAGAAAGAAAAGAAGAACUGGCAGUUAGAGAUGAAUCAGAGGAGACUCCAGACACUGCAAAGUGUGAGGCCGUUGUUCAUGGACGAAUAUGAGAAGAUCGAGGAGCAGCUGGAGGAGCAAUAUAAGGUCCAGGUGGAGAACUUUGCCAAUUAUUAUUUCCUCGAGUCUCAGCGGGAAAAACAUCUCAAGCAAGAAAAAAUGUUUGAGGAGGAAAACGCUCGAAAAAGGAUGAUGCAGCAACUGAAGAAGGACGGUGAUUGCAUGAGUCCAUUUAACGAGGACGACAAUGGCGAGGACGAAAGCCAAGAUGGAAAGAUGGAAGGGUGUAAAACGGCUGAUCAGCUGAUGAAUCUCCCUCUUAAUGAGAUGAUCGGAGGAACAGCAAUCGGGACCAUGCUGGCCGGCGACUCUGAUGAGUCAGAAGACAGCGAUAGAGACGACGACGAAGAUGAAGAAGAUGACAACACGGAAAUGGAGGGCUUUUUAAAGGGCGCGGAAGCCAGGAUGCCACGCGCUUCCAGGGGAGGCAUCAAACACCCUCUACUGGAAAAAAGUGACGAUGACUUUUGAAUUUGAAGAGCCGUAUGAUUGCUUAGUGGUUAGCAUGUCGGUAACGGCAUUUAAUAACAUUGUUACUUUUUUAAGUAAAGGGUAAUCUAAUUAAUUUUACUGUCAGCAUAAUGCCGUGACCAUUUUCGACACCCCGUUAGUGCACGUUGUUGAAGUCGCCUAAAAAUAUAUCACCGACUUCAUAACCUUGGCAAUGGGGAUUGGCUAUUGGGUUUAGUAAAAUUGCGUCUUCAGCCAAUCACAGAACUUAAGUGGGCGGGUGUUUAGAGCACAUAAGCAAUGAGGAUUGGCUAAGGUUUAGUAAACUUGCGUUUUCAGCCAAUCAGAAAAGCUAAGUGGGCGGGUGUUUAGAGCACAUUACGAAUGAGGAUUGGCUCAGGUUUAAAGUAAGAUUGCGUUUUAAGCCAAUCAGAGAAUUGAAAUGGGCGGGUGUUAGGCGCACAUAAGCAAUGAGGAUUGGCUAAAGUUUAGUAAGAUUGCGUCUAAAGCCAAUCAGAGGACUUAAAUGGGCGGGUGUUAGGCGCACAUACGCAAUGAGGAUUGGCUAAGGUUUAGUAAGAUUGCGUUUUCAGCCAAUCAGAGAACUUAAAUGGGCGGGUGUUCAGGGCAAUUCCAAACAGCGUUUGCCAUAUGGAAGUGCAGACACUACUUUAACCUCGUUGAUGUCGAUAGUAAAAUGUACAUUAUGUCCCCGAAAAAAAAACUUUGUCCACGUCUUGUGUGAACAACUCAAACCCACAGAAACGUCCAACAGCAGUAAUAGUUUAUUUUGAGAUAGUUACAACAAGCAAAUGGCACCGAUUCAGUGGUAUGGUUCUUCCAUGAAGAACAUACAUUCAAAGUCCUCACCGAAAACUAACCCCGACCGAGGAAACACCCUCUGGAAAGGACACAAUGGCUGUGUUCGAAACCACAUACUUACCUACUACUCAUACUAACUCUUUGAGUAUGCAGUGUGCCUACACUGGCAGUAUGCAAGAAGUUCCUGAAUGCAUGUAUCAUUACGGCGUCAGUUGUGCUGUCAUUUCUGGGUACAUGAUACCAUACGGCAUCCAUAUCAAACUCGCGUGGGACGCAUUGACAUAAAAAUAAAAAAAAAUCAAGGCGGGGGCCUCAAACUAGCAUCCUGUGGGCUGCAUUUUGCUCGCGGGCCGCAAGUUUGAGACCCACGGUUUAGAGCUAAAGUGAAAUCAGCUCCAGCCUGUCGAUUUCGGCUCGGGUAGGAGCGCGAUGCAUUGUGGGUUAUCAUGUAGUACGCUGUAGUGCAGGGGUCUCAAACACGCGGCCCGCGGGCCAAAUGUGGCCCGCAGGGCACUAGUUUGAGGCUAGUUUGAUACGGAUGCUGUAUGGUAUCAUGUACCCAGAAAAAAAUUUUACGUUUGAUUAAUGUUCAUGUUAAAGGUUAAAUAACUUAAUAGUUAUCCUCCCUAUCCGUGUGGAAGUGGUAAGUUUUUGGCUAUUUAAGUUGAAAGGAAAUAACUU